AUGGCGACAUUCUUUCAGAGCGUCCGUCAGGGAUUCGGUCGCGGUGGAAACAAGAACAAUAAUUCUUCAAAAACAGGAAAUGGCCAGACAAGCUCCCAACCACCACCGAACCCUCCGAACCCUCCGAACCAACCUCCAGGCGGGAACCAGCCAGCUGCUUCAAAUGUUGGGAUGGAGAAUCCGGAGCGGGAAUCCAUUAAAUACUUCUUCCAAGAGAAAUAUGCUCCUCUUAAUGUCAAGGGGAAUUUUUUAACACUAUGUGCAUGUCCGAAGAAUGUGGAACUUGGAGAAUGGCUGGCCCAUCAAAUUGUGGAGCAAAACCGCCUUCUUCAUGGCAUGCUUCAGGUUGUUCAGGAAGUCAAUAUUAACACUGGACUUCCAAUUUGCAACGAACUUACAUGUCCUACCAUGUCUGCUGGAAACCUUACAUAUACGUGGCUUGUUGACGGCAAAGCAGCAAAGAUAUCCGCCCCGAAGUUUAUCAAUCGAGUCGAGAAGUGGAUUGUGAGCAAAAUCCAUGAUCCUGUCAUGUUCCCAACUGAACAAGUGACAUCUGCUCCAACAAAUUUCGCUAUUGCUGAGCUUAACAAUACACCUGGUGGAGCGGCAUCACUAAAUCUUGCGAACCCUACUUCAAACAGCGCAACAACUCAGGACUGGAUCGGCAAGUCUAGUGGCUUCCCGCAAACAUUUUAUAAGGAUUGCCAAGGAAUUAUGAAACAGAUGUUUCGCUGCUAUGCGCAUCUUUAUCAUGCCCACUGGGAAACCCCAUUUUGGCAUAUCAACAAACAUGAAGUGCUAAACAUGUGUUUUGUUCACUUUGUCACAGUGGCCAAAUAUUAUAAACUUGUUGCAGAUAAAGAGAUGGAGCCUAUGCAGCCAUUGAUUGAUAUUUACAUUAAGCAGGAGAAAAUUCCUCCUGAAGCACUUGCUGGCCACUGGGCACAAUUACCUGCUGCUGCUUCUGCUAUGGCCCCCCAAGCAUAA
Ophidiomyces ophidiicola is the source of this 987-nucleotide messenger RNA. RefSeq lists its product as uncharacterized. The transcript has 4 exons. Gene Ontology annotation, cellular component: cytoplasm; nucleus. The coding region runs from base 1 to 987 and encodes 328 amino acids. Gene Ontology annotation, molecular function: protein kinase activator activity. Gene Ontology annotation, biological process: positive regulation of protein phosphorylation; cell division; signal transduction. The record is from RefSeq and is a predicted model, not a curated record. Lineage: Eukaryota; Fungi; Ascomycota; Eurotiomycetes; Onygenales; Onygenaceae.